This is a messenger RNA of Theileria equi strain WA, 713 nucleotides long. RefSeq lists its product as hypothetical. NCBI's taxonomy places the organism in Eukaryota, Apicomplexa, Aconoidasida, Piroplasmida, Theileriidae. Bases 21 to 671 code for a protein of 216 amino acids. The record is from RefSeq and is a predicted model, not a curated record. The transcript has a single exon.
ACUUGACCAGGAUAUCUCAGAUGAUUAGGAUAUCACAUAGUAAUAUCCUAAGGAGUGCAAAGUUUCCUACUGGAAAUGGUGACAUAGAUGGUUCAAGUCUUUACUACUUCAAGAGAUUCAUAAAGGGUACAAAGAGCAUCAAUAAACUUAAAACUUUGAACACAAUAAAAAAUUUUCACAAAAUAGACCCGAAUAAUAGGAGAAAAUACGUUUUUAGUGGCGAAAGACGCUUGCAUCUACACAGCAUACCAAAACCACGGAUUAUUUCAAAGAUAACGUUCCAAAAGGGUCAUUUCCAAGAGACAAGAAUACUUCCGUACGAUUUCUACUCAUGUGUCGUUAGGUCUCUGGUUGGUGUCAAGCUAAAUUAUUUGGACAUUAAAAGAUCGCAAGUUAUAAGGGAAUGCACAGAAGUAUACCCCUUUGAGUUGAAAAGCAUAUUAUAUAACUUUGCUAGGAUUUAUAGCUACAAAAUGGACGUCGAGGAACUUGGACAGUUUGAAGAACUGUUACGUCUGGGGACGGACUCUAACAACAACUCACUACUUUUGCUGUAUUUAUCUACAAGGAAAACAAUUCCGAGAAAUUUGUUGGAAGAUAAUAAGAUUCUUGUAAAGUUAUUGAGAUUUAUCUCUCAUGGCCAUCCGGCACUAGAUUUCAACGCAAGUUAAAAUUUUCUCUCCCCUAAUUUAUUAUUUCACUUCAAUUUCCCU